UAAUCCCUCGGUGGAACUUCUUAACAUCCUUCAUUAGUGGAAAUAUUUUCUAUACAAUGAAGUCAACAACUUAAAUUACAGCCGUGUUUGUGUGGCUCUGAUUCAUCUGCUGUGGUUCAUGAAACUUGAGAUCUAAGGAGUGCAGGGUCUUUUGCGAUGACAAUAUGACUAAUAGUAAAGGAAGAUCCGUUACUAAUAAAACAAGUGGUGGUCCAAGUAGUGGAGGCAGCUUUGUAGAUUGGACUUUACAGUUAAAUGCAAUUCAAUCUGAUAAGUUUUUAAACUUACUGUUGAGUAUGGUUCCAGUAAUUUACCAGAAAAACCAGGAAGACAGGCACAAAAAAGCAAAUGGCAUUUGGCAAGAUGGAUUAUCAACUGCAGCACAGACUUUUAGUAAUAGAUCUGAGCAACACAUGGAGUAUCACAGUUUCUCAGAGCAGUCUUUUCAUGCCAAUAAUGGGCACGCAUCAUCGAGCUGUAGCCAGAAGUAUGACGAUUAUGCCAACUAUAAUUACUGUGAUGGAAGGGAGACUUCAGAAACCACUGCCAUGUUACAAGAUGAAGAUCUCUCUAGUGAUGGCGAGGGAGACGCAAUUGUGGAAGUGAACCCAAAAUUACCAAAGGAAUCCAGUGGCAUCAUGGCAUUGCAAAUCCUUGUGCCCUUUUUGCUCGCUGGUUUUGGAACAGUUUCAGCUGGCAUGGUUUUGGAUAUAGUACAGCACUGGGAGGUGUUCAAAAAAGUUACAGAAGUUUUCAUUUUGGUUCCUGCACUUCUUGGUCUUAAAGGGAACUUGGAAAUGACAUUGGCAUCCAGAUUAUCCACUGCAGUAAAUAUUGGGAAGAUGGAUUCACCCAUUGAAAAGUGGAACCUAAUAAUUGGCAACUUGGCUUUAAAACAGGUUCAAGCAACAGUCGUUGGCUUUCUAGCAGCCGUGGCAGCAAUUAUAUUGGGCUGGAUUCCAGAGGGAAAAUAUUACCUGGACCAUUCCAUACUCCUGUGCUCUAGCAGCGUGGCAACAGCCUUCAUUGCCUCCCUUCUGCAGGGAAUAAUAAUGGUUGGGGUUAUUGUUGGUUCAAAGAAGACUGGUAUAAAUCCUGAUAAUGUUGCUACACCCAUUGCUGCUAGUUUUGGUGACCUUAUAACUCUUGCCAUAUUGGCUUGGAUCAGUCAGGGUUUGUACUCCUGUCUUGAGACCUAUUACUACGUUUCUCCAUUAGUUGGUGUCUUUUUCUUGGCUCUAACUCCUAUUUGGAUUAUAAUAGCUGCCAAGCAUCCAGCCACAAGGACAGUUCUCCACUCAGGCUGGGAGCCUGUCAUAACAGCUAUGGUUAUAAGUAGCAUUGGGGGCCUUAUUCUGGACACCACUGUAUCUGACCCAAACUUGGUUGGGAUUGUUGUCUACACACCAGUUAUUAAUGGCAUUGGUGGUAAUUUGGUAGCCAUUCAGGCUAGCAGGAUUUCUACCUACCUCCAUUUACACAGCAUUCCAGGAGAAUUGCCCGACGAACCCAAAGGUUGUUACUACCCAUUUAGAACUUUUUUUGGUCCAGGAGUAAAUAAUAAAUCUGCCCAAGUUCUACUGCUUUUAGUGAUUCCUGGACAUUUAAUUUUCCUCUACACUAUUCAUUUGAUGAAAAGUGGUCAUACUUCUUUAACUAUAAUCUUCGUAGUGGUAUACUUAUUUGCUGCUGUGUUACAGGUGUUCACCCUGCUGUGGAUUGCUGACUGGAUGGUGCAUCACUUCUGGAGGAAGGGAAAAGACCCGGACAGCUUCUCCAUCCCCUACCUCACAGCCCUGGGUGACCUUCUUGGCACAGCUCUGUUAGCCUUAAGUUUUCAUUUUCUUUGGCUGAUUGGAGAUCGAGAUGGCGAUGUUGGAGACUAAUAAAUCCUACAAAGCGCUCUCAAGCUACCAAGGAGAAAAACAAGACAACCACUUAACGGCUCUUUGAAAAACUCUUAAAUCAGUAGUGUGACUUUUGCCAGGGUAAUCUUCAGUUGGCUCUGAUUCAGUUAAAUGGCCUUAACAGUUUUUUAAGGAAUUUGUGUUGAAACCAGAAUGAACAGUAUUUGUGCUGCUUUUUGUAGAAUAAAUGACAAUUUAACAUAGUCAUAGACAUAAGCUCAAGCUCUGAAAUUAAUAGGAAAGAAAAUAGGAUGUUUACAAUGAAUAAUUUUGAAACCACAAACAUAGCAGAAAUGUACUUUAUUAUUGCUUAACUUGUAGUACAAGAGGAAAGGAAACAGAUCUCUGGUUAGCCUUUCUUGUCUCACAGAUGUGCUAUAUCCCAAGGAAUACUACAACAUGAAAGGUGCCCAACCAAAUUUUCCAUAGUUUUAACAGUGCCACCGCCAUGCUAGCUGAGGAUAAAUUUACCAACUGCUCGUGCCUAAACCUACCUGAAUACAUUUUUGCUGAGCAUAAGGUAAACUCACUUUUACCUCCCCCUAAAAUUACUCUGUGCCAAUACUAAUUUGAUUUCAACUCUGCAAGCUCUUGGCAGACUAACCUCUAAACAGAGUGAUCUUGAGAGAUAUUAAUAAAACCAA
Molecule: messenger RNA, 2551 nt
Organism: Carlito syrichta (Philippine tarsier)
Lineage: Eukaryota; Metazoa; Chordata; Mammalia; Primates; Tarsiidae
Gene: SLC41A2
Product: solute carrier family 41 member 2
Exons: 10
Coding region: 165-1886 (573 amino acids)
Biological process (GO): monoatomic cation transport
Cellular component (GO): plasma membrane
Molecular function (GO): monoatomic cation transmembrane transporter activity
Source: RefSeq, a predicted model, not a curated record